AUGAACAGAUCAGAGGCUGUGAACAGCACAGCGUUUCCAGAGACCCCGGAACUGACCUGGUCUCAGCAAUGGGCUCUGGCAGCGAUCUUCACCCUGAUUAUCCUCAUCAUCGUCGUCGGGAACUUGCUGGUCAUCCUGGCGAUUGCGAAGAAGCCCCGCUUGCAGACCCUGACCAAUGUGUUCAUCACCUCGCUGGCCUGUGCUGACCUCAUUAUGGGCGUCUUCGUUGUUCCUCUCGGGGCGUCCAUCGUGCUCACCAACAAGUGGCUGUUGGACUCUCCAUUCUGUGAGUUCUGGACCUCAGUCGAUGUGCUGUGUGUGACUGCCAGUAUUGAAACUCUGUGUGUGAUUGCUAUAGACAGAUACAUCGCCAUCACAUCUCCCCUCAGGUACCAGAGCUUACUGACCAAAGCCCGUGCCAGGGCCAUUGUGUGCCUGGUCUGGUCUAUCUCCGCUCUAAUCUCAUUCCUGCCCAUCAUGAACCACUGGUGGGAAGCUUCGGACGCUGAGGCUCAGCGAUGUUACCGGGAGCCCACUUGCUGUGACUUUGUGACCAACUGGCCAUAUGCCAUCUUCUCUUCGACGAUCUCCUUCUACAUCCCGCUGGUCAUCAUGAUCCUCCUGUAUUCCAAAGUGUUCAGCGAGGCCAAGAAACAGAUGGAGAAGAUGGAGAGGAACAAGCAGAGGUUUCCCGGAAAGCCCCAGCAGCAGCCCCAGCCCCAGCCAGUGAACAAGGCCAACAGGAGGAGACCUUCCAAACUGUUGGCCCUCAAAGAUCACAAAGCUCUGAAGACGCUCGGGAUCAUCAUGGGAACCUUCACUCUCUGCUGGCUGCCCUUUUUCCUGGUAAAUAUAGUGCAGGCAGUGUCUGGCAACUGGGUGCCCAGAGUCUUCUUCCUGUUCUGUAACUGGCUGGGCUAUGUCAACUCUGGCUUUAACCCUUUCAUCUACUGUCGGAGUUCUGACUUCAGGAAAGCCUUCAAAGAUCUCCUGUGUUUCCACCGACAGAGCAAGCAGCCCCGACUCCAAAAGGAUGUCCCCAGGACAAGCUGGUGCUCAUGUAGCUUCGGCCUGCCCCUUGCCCCCCGGCCAGCUUUGGGGGCCCAGGAGGCAGCUCAUACUCCCAACCACAGCGGGGGUGGCAGCACCCAGAGCCACCGGACCAGUGAAAGCUGGCGCCAUGCCAAUGGCACUGCCCCACAGAGCCUCGAGUCAAUGAUCUGAGUGAGGCAGGAACC
This is a messenger RNA of Carcharodon carcharias (great white shark), 1238 nucleotides long. RefSeq names its product beta-2 adrenergic receptor-like. Gene Ontology annotation, molecular function: beta3-adrenergic receptor activity; epinephrine binding; norepinephrine binding. Gene Ontology annotation, biological process: adenylate cyclase-activating adrenergic receptor signaling pathway; norepinephrine-epinephrine-mediated vasodilation involved in regulation of systemic arterial blood pressure. The transcript has a single exon. Lineage: Eukaryota; Metazoa; Chordata; Chondrichthyes; Lamniformes; Lamnidae. The record is from RefSeq and is a predicted model, not a curated record. The coding region runs from base 1 to 1224 and encodes 407 amino acids. Gene Ontology annotation, cellular component: membrane.